GUGGGCCGGUUAUGAUGCAGCAAAUGCAAUCACCAUCCCUUGGGUUUCCAUUACACUGUCAAAGAAACAGACUACAGGCAUUAACACCUCCCAUCUAAGCCUGUUGCCGGAGUAUGGUCAGAGAAAGGGAAAAUGGCUAUCCAAAGGGUGGAACACAGAAGACUGGACAUCCAGGAGCUGAAGAAAGGGACACUGAAGACGGCGACUCAAACAGGAAUGGAAAAUCAGUCAAAAUCCCUAGUGACAACUGCUCCUGCUUUCAUCAAGCUUCCCUGUGUUGCCAAGAGGACCUGUGUUCUGCGCUACCAUUGGGGAUAUGGACCAAAUUCAACAAAUCAGACCCCCGCAUUGCCCUAGGAAAAUACUCCCCCUUGGAAAAAGAGAUCUUGCGUCUAGGUGGUGUUCAUACUAUAGCCACGAGAAGGUUUUUGGCUUCCAAACAAGAGGAAGAACGGAAAAUGGUGCAGGAACUGCGGAUGCUGUCUCCAGACUACAAACAGGCCAUGGAAUAUAAGAAACAGUGCUCCCCUCCUUGUGCUGUGUAUGAACCCGUGAAGAAACUGUGGACAGCACGAGUGACUGUGCCUGCCGAGGAGUUCACAAUGCCCCAGAGGGAGAAGAUCAACGUCAGCAGGCACGUAGAGAGGAUGCAGCUGGCCCGAACCCUGGGAAAUGCCCUGGUCUCCUACGCUGAAAGACUCAGAAGCGCCAUGUCUCUGGGUCUGCCAGCAAAGGGCAAGGCGAAGAAAGAUGGGGACAGUCUUGACAGUGAUUAUUGUGAUACUAUCAAGCAGGAGGAGGAAAAGGAGGAAGAGGGCAAAGUCCCAAGAAGACAAGAAAUAAAAAUGAAUGUCAUUUUUAAGUCAGAAGAAGCAAACAAAUGUUUACCAUGCCAAGCAAAGGAUUGCAAACCUUUCCUUCCCAUAAAGACACCGGAACGGUCCAUUGCAGGCCUAACAAACCGAAAUCUCCUUCCCCUAGCUGAGUUCCCUGGAGACCUCAUGCUCAUGAACCAGAAUUUUAUAUCUCGGGGAAUCCACACCAGUGAUAUACUCGGUACCUACCACCUGCAAGAAGGGAAUCCCUGCAAGGAGUGCAUGGGCAAAGCUGCUCCUCCUAAUUAUUAAACUUGAAUUUAUUCCCCAAGGCA
Messenger RNA from Chinchilla lanigera (long-tailed chinchilla), 1150 nucleotides. RefSeq names its product chromosome unknown open reading frame, human C10orf120. The transcript has 3 exons. The record is from RefSeq and is a predicted model, not a curated record. Lineage: Eukaryota; Metazoa; Chordata; Mammalia; Rodentia; Chinchillidae. The coding region runs from base 114 to 1127 and encodes 337 amino acids.